This is a messenger RNA of Miscanthus lutarioriparius, 723 nucleotides long. The record is from the annotation of a GenBank genome assembly. Lineage: Eukaryota; Viridiplantae; Streptophyta; Magnoliopsida; Poales; Poaceae.
AUGGCCAUGCUCAAGCAGUUUGCGGAGAUGGAGACCGCGGACUGUGAGCGCAUGCACGCCCUCUUCUGCGAUCUCGCCAAGCAGAUGGAGGAUCUCGAGACCUUCUACUUGUGGUGCAAGGUCUCCUCGUCUCCCAAUCCGACGUCCCCAGCGUGGGAGAAGAUGAAUCCGCCAGUCCGACGUCCCGCGUGCUCAUGGGAAAAGAAGAAGAAAGAAUCGGAGGAGCACCUAGAAAUGAUUUUUUUAGCACUUCUCCUAAGGGUUUCAUGUUUGGUAAUGGUAAGGAUGGCGAACGGGUUUUCUGUUCUCCGUGCACCCAAAAUCCUCAUGCCAGCCACCGCUUCCUUCUCUGUUUCCCCUUCCUCUCGUCUCCAUCCAGCCUCGGAUCCCCAACCGCAAGAACAGCAAGAAUCGUCGGCGGCGGCGGCGGCGAUGGUGUGCGCUAAGUGCGAGAAGAAGCUCGGGAAGGUGAUCGUGCCUGACAAGUGGAAGGAGGGCGCCAGCAACACCAACGAGAGCGGCGGCCGCAAGAUCAACGAAAACAAGCUCCUCUCCAAGAAGAACAGGUGGACUCCAUAUGGAAACACCAAAUGUAUAAUCUGCAAGCAACAGGUGCACCAGGACGCAAAAUAUUGCCACACGUGUGCUUACUCGAAAGGAGUGUGCGCAAUGUGUGGGAAGCAAGUGUUGGACACGAAGCUCUACAAGCAAAGUAACGUGUGA